AGCCCGUGGAAAAAAGUGACAUUUUCAACCUGAGGCCGUCUCUCUGCUUCGUCAAAGACAUCUUGCGGGUUGCGCGAAUUCGAAAAAGUGUGCGGAAAAUCAGCCCGGAAAGUGCUCCAUUCGUGUGGAAAACUACGGAAGACGGUGUCCCGGCCAGAACAAAACUAACAAAACAUGGCUGCCAGCACUAGCGGUGAUAAAGCAGCGGAUGAUUCACUUUACCCGAUCGCGGUCCUAAUCGACGAGCUCAAAAAUGAGGACAUUCAGCUUCGCCUAAACUCGAUCAAAAAGCUGUCCACGAUCGCGCUCGCGCUCGGCGAGGAACGCACCCGCACCGAGCUGAUCCCGUUCCUGACGGAGACGAUCUACGACGAGGAUGAGGUGCUGCUGGCGCUGGCCGAGCAGCUGGGCAACUUUACCGCCCUCGUCGGCGGGCCGGACUUUGCGAUGUACUUGAUUCCGCCGCUCGAGUCGCUCGCCACCGUCGAGGAGACGGUGGUGCGGGACAAGGCGGUCGAGUCGCUCCGGAUCGUGGCGGCCCAGCACAGCGCCCAGGACCUGGAGGUGCACGUGGUGCCGACGCUGCAGCGGUUGGUCUCCGGGGAUUGGUUCACCAGCCGUACGUCGGCGUGUGGGUUGUUUUCGGUGUGCUACCCGCGGGUGUCGGCCGCCGUGAAGGCCGAGCUGCGCAACAACUUCCGGCAGCUGUGCCAGGACGAGACGCCGAUGGUGCGCCGGGCUGCGGCCGGCAAGCUGGGCGAGUUCGCCAAGGUCGUCGAGGUGGAGUACCUCAAGUCGGACCUGAUUCCGAUGUUUGUGCAGAUGGCGCAGGACGAUCAGGAUUCGGUCCGACUGUUGGCCGUCGAGGCUUGCGUCAGCAUCGCCCAGCUGCUGCAGCAGGACGACGUGGAGCAUAACGUUAUGCCAACUCUGCGUCAGUGCGUCAACGAUUCGUCCUGGCGCGUGCGUUACAUGGUUGCGGAGAAGUUUACCGAUCUACAGAAGGCCGUUGGUCCGGAAAUCACCAAGACCGAUUUGGUUCCGGCGUUCCAGUAUCUGCUGAAGGACACCGAGGCGGAGGUUCGUGCCUCGGCCGCUACCAAGGUGACCGACUUCUGCUCGAAUCUGGACAAGGGCAGCCAGGAACAGAUCAUCAUGACCUCGAUCCUGCCGUACGUCAAGGAACUGGUGGCCGACCCGAACCAGCACGUCAAGUCUGCGCUGGCCUCCGUCAUCAUGGGACUGAGUCCGAUCCUCGGCCGGAACAACACAAUCGAGCAUUUGCUUCAGCUGUUCCUGCUGCAGCUGAAGGACGAAUGGCCCGAGGUCCGGCUGAACAUCAUCUCCACCCUGGACUGCAUCAACGACGUCAUCGGAAUCCAGCAGCUGUCGCAGUCGCUGCUGCCGGCCAUCGUCGAGCUCGCCGAGGACUCCAAGUGGCGUGUUCGGUUGGCCAUCAUCGAGUACAUGCCCCUGCUUGCCGGCCAGCUCGGCCAGGAGUACUUCAACCAGAAGCUGCGCGAUCUGUGCUUCAACUGGCUGAACGACCACGUGUACGCGAUCCGCGAAGCGGCCACCCUCAACAUGAAGAAGAUUGUACAGACAUUCGGCACGCAGUGGGCCGAAACGAACAUUAUUAAUCAGAUUUUGGUCAUGUACAAGAACAGCAACUAUUUGCACAGAAUGACCUGUCUGUUCUGUAUCAACGCGCUGGCCGACGUGGUCGGCGCCGACAUCAUCAAGCGGCUGUUCCUGCCCACGAUCAAGGUGCUGUCGACGGAUCCGGUCGCGAACGUGCGCUUCAACGUCGCCAAAACGCUGCAGAAGCUGUCGCCCUUCCUGGACCAGGCGGCGAUCGACGAGCACGUGAAGCCCAUUCUGGAGAAGCUAAACACCGACACCGACGUGGACGUCAAGUAUUUCGCCUCGGAAGCGAUGGUCGGAAUUGCCGGGCUAUGGGUCGGCAUGAAACCAACCAAAUCGCAACUGGGAACAGCAAAAUUUAUGUAUUUUUACGGCUCAAAGUUCGAGGAUCACGAAUCGUACGACCUGGACCAGGCGGAACAGAUCGUGAGCCACGAGAAGUUUGACGCGCGCAAAAAGACGGUCAUGUACUUCCACGGGUACAUCGAGUCGCCGGAGGUGGAGAGCGUACACGUGAUCGUGGACGCGUACCAGAAGCGCGGCGACCACAACCUGAUCGUGCUGGACUGGACGAAUCUGGCUGACGGGAGCUACCUGCUCGAGGCGGUGCCAAAUUGUUUGAAGCUUGGCCAGAAGCUGGGCAAAGUUAUACUUAACAUGGUCAACUUUGGCUUGGACGUCGAUAAGCUGCACAUCGUGGGCCACUCGCUCGGCGCCCAACUGGCCGGGUACGCCGGCCGCACUGUGAUAUCGCAAUCAGAUAAGAAGAUUAAGCUUAAGCGAAUCUCCGCACUCGAUCCAGCCUUCCCGCCGUUUUAUCCGGGCGUGUUUGUGACGCACUUGAGCGACAAGGACGCUGACUUUGUUGACGUGAUCCACACCGAUGCCUGGCUGUACGGCGCCCCGGUCAGUACCGGAACGGCGGAUUUUUGGCCCAACAAUGGUAAAACCCUGCAGCCCGGAUGCCCGAAAAGGAACUACAAGCCGCUCACGGACAACGAUUUGUGCAGCCACCGGCGGUCCUGGUGGUUCUGGGCGGAAAGCGUUGCCGAACGGGGGACACAGAGCUUCCACUCGGUCCGCUGCAAGUCCUGGGGGGACUUCAAGGAGGGCAAGGUCGACCGGUCCGGCCAGGUGGUGCACAUGGGCAUCGACUGCAGCUCGGACGCCAAAGGAGACUACUACCUGCAGACGAACGGCAGUCCGCCGUACUCCAAAGGAGUGUCGGGAGCCAAAUUUGAAUAGCAUUUUAAGGGCACAGGUGCUGGGUACUAGCACUUUUUAGGCGUUGUACAAAGAUUUGUUAUUAAAGUGGUAAAAAGUUACGAAGUAACUUAGUUAUGUAGGUAACUUUUAGUAAGACAGAAUCCAGGCGACAAUAAAAAAAAGUUAUAAAAUUUAAAGAAAA
Culex quinquefasciatus (southern house mosquito) is the source of this 3052-nucleotide messenger RNA. It is a transcript of the gene Pp2A-29B, whose product is annotated as serine/threonine-protein phosphatase PP2A 65 kDa regulatory subunit. NCBI's taxonomy places the organism in Eukaryota, Metazoa, Arthropoda, Insecta, Diptera, Culicidae. Gene Ontology annotation, biological process: lipid metabolic process; protein dephosphorylation. The transcript has 11 exons. Gene Ontology annotation, molecular function: lipase activity; protein phosphatase regulator activity; protein binding. Gene Ontology annotation, cellular component: cytoplasm; protein phosphatase type 2A complex. Bases 175 to 2889 code for a protein of 904 amino acids. The record is from RefSeq and is a predicted model, not a curated record.